GUCAGGUUUAUAUACGAAGAGUCCCAGAAGGGAGCAUCAAUCCUCGGACGCCUAUACGAUGGUCUUGACUCAUUAGCUAUGUCUUGUUUUCAGCCCGUUCACUAUGUGCCUGCCAGUCGCCAGGCUCAAAUAUUGGCUAUGCCAGUGAAGCGCAUACUCGCCGUUCCACAUCGAAAGGCAGGGGGUACUAGUAGUCCCCUUUUCGCGUUUUGGAGGGAUAAUCGUCACAAGCCACUGGCCAAUAUGGCAUACAAAAAAUACAUCUGAAUGAGCAUAUUUCCCCCUGUGUAUGUCUGUAGGAGUGCCUAAAAGAAUGGAGCAUCUCCAAAUAACGCUAUUAGUCGAUUGUAAAUGGGCCAGUGAGCAAUUAAAAAUUCGAAUAAAGUCUAGAUAGAAAGC
Messenger RNA from Aspergillus glaucus CBS 516.65, 399 nucleotides. RefSeq lists its product as uncharacterized. The record is from RefSeq and is a predicted model, not a curated record. The transcript has 3 exons. The coding region runs from base 79 to 267 and encodes 62 amino acids. Lineage: Eukaryota; Fungi; Ascomycota; Eurotiomycetes; Eurotiales; Aspergillaceae.